AUGGCAUUGAAUUCGUCAUUUGGCUCUCUCAUGGCGGAGAUCUUUGCCAUAGAUAACCAGGUACCAACAGAAUCGGCCCAGGAACACAUUUUGCAGCAUGGAGAAGACAUUCAAGAUGUGACGACGACCUUUGAGCGGCAAGAGGACACCUCCCAGGAAACUGAACAGCCUUGUGAGGAGGAAGAGCAAGGGAGCAAUGGGGAAGAGGAGCGCACAAAUAAGGAGCCCAAAGUCGAAUGCACACCGGUGGAACCUAAGACUAAGAAGACAUGGACAUCGCAAUGGGAGACGGUAUUCCCUAAGAGCAAGGCCGUCGCGAAGAACCUGUGGUAUGCGGCUAAAAGCCGAACACAGAGUCACAUUCGAACUCUUCUAGUACGACAGUACAGCCCGCGCCUGAAGAGCAACGAGGUCGCCAUGGGAGGAGAAGACGGAAGAGCCAAAAAGAACCAGAGGAAGACGAUUGGGUCGUUGUCGCGGACGAUUUUGGAAUCUUGGUUUUCCUAG
This is a messenger RNA of Trichoderma breve, 507 nucleotides long. RefSeq lists its product as uncharacterized. The record is from RefSeq and is a predicted model, not a curated record. The transcript has 3 exons. NCBI's taxonomy places the organism in Eukaryota, Fungi, Ascomycota, Sordariomycetes, Hypocreales, Hypocreaceae. Bases 1 to 507 code for a protein of 168 amino acids.